This is a messenger RNA of Camellia sinensis, 3511 nucleotides long. Lineage: Eukaryota; Viridiplantae; Streptophyta; Magnoliopsida; Ericales; Theaceae. The record is from RefSeq and is a predicted model, not a curated record.
UGUGGAGGCCAGGGCAAUUAUUAGGGUUUCGGUGGUGACGCUGCAGAGCAGAGGAGGGCCGUUGCUUCUUCGCCAUUAAAGGUGAGCAGAGAAAGGUGUGUUUUCUUUAUUUUUUGGACAAAAUUUUCAUUGCACUUGGAAGUUGUUAUUGAAGUCCUGAUAAGUAAGUUGAAGAAGAAGAUUUUGAACAUUUUGACGGAAACCCUAGGGAAGGGAAGGGAAUGGAGGAGGAGUCGCCAACAACAACAGCAACUCUUGGGAAGCGGAAAGUAACAGAAAAGGAGGAGGAGGAUCGGGAAUCUGCAUCGAAACGUCGUAAUUUGGCUCGAACAUGUGUGCACGAGGUUGCUGUUCCAAGUGGGUACGCAUCCACCAAAGACGAGUCUAUUCACGGGACAUUGUCAAAUCCUGUUUAUACUGGGGAGAUGGCAAAAACCUACCCGUUUGAUCUAGACCCCUUUCAGCAAGUUUCAGUGGCAUGUUUAGAACGAAAUGAAUCGGUUCUGGUUUCUGCCCACACUUCAGCCGGGAAAACUGCUGUUGCUGAGUACGCAAUUGCAAUGGCUUUUAGAGAUAAACAAAGGGUUAUAUAUACUUCGCCCUUGAAAGCUUUAAGCAACCAGAAGUAUAGAGAGCUAAACCAGGAGUUCUCGGACGUUGGGUUGAUGACCGGUGAUGUUACACUAUCUCCCAAUGCAAGUUGUUUGGUCAUGACCACAGAAAUUCUCAGGGGAAUGCUUUACAGAGGUUCUGAGGUGUUGAAGGAAGUUUCUUGGGUUAUAUUUGACGAAAUACAUUACAUGAAGGAUCGGGAAAGAGGGGUUGUUUGGGAAGAGAGUAUCAUAUUCUUGCCUCCGGCUAUUAAGAUGGUUUUCCUUUCAGCAACAAUGUCCAAUGCUACCGAGUUUGUGGAAUGGAUAUGUAAUUUGCAUAAACAGCCAUGUCAUGUGGUGUAUACUGAUUUUCGACCAACACCUCUACAGCACUAUGUGUUCCCUAUGAGUGGCUCAGGGUUGUAUCUUGUUGUGGAUGAGAAUGAGCAAUUUAGGGAGGACAAUUUUAUGAAGUUGCAGGAUACUUUCACGAAGCAGAAGCAGAAGCAGGGCGAUGGGAACAAGAGUGCCAAUGCCAAGGCCAGUGGCAGAAUUUCGAGAGGCGGGAAUACCUCUGGUGGUUCUGACAUAUACAAAAUUGUCAAGAUGAUUAUGGAAAGGAAAUUUCAACCAGUCAUAAUUUUCAGCUUUAGUAGAAGAGAAUGCGAACAACAUGCAAUGUCCAUGUCUAAACUUGAUUUUAAUACCCCAGAGGAGAAGGAUGUUGUUGAGCAGGUUUUCCAAAAUGCAAUACUAUGCUUGAAUGAGGAGGAUAGAAACUUACCUGCUAUCGAGCUGAUGUUGCCAUUGCUUCAUCGAGGCAUUGCUGUUCAUCAUUCUGGACUUCUCCCUAUUAUCAAGGAAUUGGUGGAACUUCUCUUCCAGGAAGGCCUUGUAAAAGCACUUUUUGCCACAGAGACAUUUGCUAUGGGUUUAAACAUGCCUGCAAAAACUGUUGUUUUUACCAGUGUUAAGAAAUGGGAUGGAGACAGUCAUCGUUACAUUGGAUCUGGUGAGUAUAUCCAGAUGAGUGGAAGAGCCGGUCGCCGUGGCAAAGAUGAGCGUGGUAUUUGUAUUAUAAUGAUUGAUGAGCAGAUGGAGAUGAAUACCCUCAAGGACAUGGUUUUGGGUAAACCAGCUCCAUUGGUCAGUACUUUUAGACUGAGCUAUUACUCAAUUUUGAAUUUAAUGAGCCGUGCUGAAGGCCAAUUUACUGCUGAGCAUGUUAUCAGGAAUUCGUUUCACCAAUUUCAGUAUGAAAAGGCUUUACCAGAUAUGGGGCAAAAGAUUUCGAAGCUUGAAGAGGAAGCUGCCAUGCUCGAUGCCUCUGGAGAAGUUGAGGUUGCUGAAUAUCAUAAACUAAAGCUAGAUAUAGCCCAGCUUGAGAAGAAAAUGAUGGCAGAAAUAACAAGGCCUGAAAGAGUUCUUUAUUUUCUUCUCCCCGGUAGGCUGGUUAAGGUACGGGAAGCUGGAACAGAUUGGGGUUGGGGAGUUGUAAUUAAUGUGGUUAAAAAGCCCCCAGCAGCAUUAGGCACUUUGCCCCCUGCAUUAUCUUCUUCACGUGGUAUUAGCUAUAUUGUGGAUUCUUUGCUUCAUUGCUCUAUUGGUUCAAGUGAAAAUGGUUGUCGUCCAAAGCCAUGUCCACCCCGUCCCGGAGAGAAGGGUGAAAUGCAUGUGGUUCCUGUACAGUUGCCCUUAAUUUCUGCCCUUAGCAAAAUCAGAAUAUCGAUCCCUUCUGAUCUCCGGCCAGUGGAAGCAAGGCAAAGUAUACUUCUUGCUAUACAGGAGCUUGAAAAACGUUUCCCUCAAGGUCUUCCAAAGCUUAAUCCUGUUAAGGACAUGGGCAUUGAAGAGCCAGAAUUUGUUGAGUUGGUCAAUCAAAUUGAGGAGCUUGAGCAAAAAAUAUUUGCACAUCCUCUUCACAAGUCUCAAGAUGAACAUCAGAUCAGAUGUUUCCAGAGGAAAGCGGAAGUCAAUCAUGAAAUUCAACAACUAAAAGCAAAAAUGCGUGAUUCCCAGCUUAAAAAGUUUCGUGAUGAACUCAAGAACCGUUCACGGGUUCUGAAAAAGCUUGGCCAUAUUGAUACUGACGGUGUUGUCCAGUUGAAAGGACGGGCAGCCUGCUUGAUUGACACAGGAGAUGAACUCCUUGUUACGGAAUUGAUGUUCAAUGGUACCUUCAAUGAUCUUGAUCAUCAUCAAAUUGCAGCCCUUGUAAGUUGCUUCAUUCCGGGAGACAGAUCAAGUGAGCAGAUACAGUUACGAGCAGAACUUGCUAAACCAUUGCAACAACUGCAAGACAGUGCCAGAAGAAUAGCAGAUAUACAACAUGAAUGCAAAUUGGAAAUAAAUGUGGAUGAGUAUGUGGAGGCAGCCGUUAGACCAUUCUUGAUGGAUGUCAUUUACUGUUGGUCAAAGGGAGCAUCUUUUGCAGAGGUAAUACAAAUGACUGAUAUCUUUGAGGGGAGUGUUAUACGGCUCGCUAGAAGGCUGGAUGAAUUUCUGAACCAGUUGUGUGCUGCUGCUCAUGCUGUGGGGGAAGCUGAUUUGGAGAAGAAGUUUGCAGCGGCUAGUGAAAGCCUUCGUCGAGGUAUUAUGUUUGCCAAUUCCUUGUAUUUGUAGAGUGUCUUGUGCAGAUCGUGCUGUUAUGUUUUGCAGCAGUCACGUUUCUGCCAACGGUGUUGUCAUUCGCAGUUGCAAAUGUGCAGUUAGUUUCUUAGACAUGUUAGAUGUGAUGAGUUGAUAUAGCAGUUGUUUCUUCUUAUUUAUUUGUUGACAGCUAGAGUUUUUUUAGUUUAUUUUUUUAUAUAUAUUCCUCAACAUGGUUAUUGCUACUUAUCUAAGUUAGCUUGUUGAUCAAUGCUGUACAAGUGCGAACUUACAAAACAUUUUGAUACAACAAGAAUAAAAAAAAAAAA